Messenger RNA from Lepus europaeus (European hare), 990 nucleotides. RefSeq names its product potassium two pore domain channel subfamily K member 17 (gene KCNK17). Gene Ontology annotation, biological process: stabilization of membrane potential; potassium ion transmembrane transport. Bases 1 to 990 code for a protein of 329 amino acids. Lineage: Eukaryota; Metazoa; Chordata; Mammalia; Lagomorpha; Leporidae. The transcript is spliced from 5 exons. Gene Ontology annotation, molecular function: potassium ion leak channel activity. The record is from RefSeq and is a predicted model, not a curated record. Gene Ontology annotation, cellular component: membrane.
AUGUCCCGGAGGCCGCGAGCGCGGGCGGCGCCCCAGGGCAGGGCCCGGGGCUGCGUGGUGCCCGGCACCGGGCUCCUGCUACUCGCCUACCUGGCGUACCUGGCUCUGGGCACCAGUGUGUUCUGGGCGCUGGAGGGCCGCGCGGCGCAGGAGUCCGGCCGCGGCUUCCAGCGCGACAAGUGGGAGCUGCUGCAGAACUUCACGUGCCUGGACGGCCCGGCGCUGGACUCGCUGAUCCGGGACAUCAUCCAAGCGUACAAGGACGGUGCCCACCUCUUCGGCAACACCACCAGCAUGGGGCGCUGGGAGCUUGUGGGCUCCUUCUUCUUUUCCGUGUCCACAGUCACCACCAUUGGCUAUGGCAACCUGAGCCCCCGCACCAGAGCGGCCCGCCUCUUCUGCAUCCUCUUCGCUCUUGUGGGGAUCCCGCUCCACCUCGUGGUGCUCAACCGCCUGGGGCACCUCAUGCAGCAGGGCGUGCACGGCUGCGCCCGCAGGAUGGGGGGCGCCUGGCAGGACCCCGCCAAGGCGCGCUGGCUGGCGGGCUCCAGCGCCCUGCUCUCGGGCCUCCUGCUGUUCCUGCUGCUGCCGCCACUGCUCUUCUCGCACAUGGAGGGCUGGAGCUACGAGGAGGGCUUCUACUUCGCCUUCAUCACCCUCAGCACCGUGGGCUUCGGCGACUACGUGAUUGGGAUGAACCCCUCCAGGACUUAUCCGCUGUGGUACAAGAACACGGUGUCCUUGUGGAUCCUCUUUGGGCUGGCGUGGCUGGCCUUGAUCAUCAAACUCGUCCUGUCGCUGCUAGAGACCCCAAGGGGCACAUGUUCCUGCUGCCACCAUGGCUCCAAGGGCCGGAGCUGGAGGCAGGACCCAGAUGGAGAGCCCGAGUCCUCCUGCCCACAGCCAGGCUGCUGUCCGGAGAGGCCUGUGGACCUCACAGAGUACCUGGGUCCCUCUCCUCUGGCUGUAGGCUGUGGCAAGGAUGGCUAG